Molecule: messenger RNA, 8110 nt
Organism: Drosophila virilis
Lineage: Eukaryota; Metazoa; Arthropoda; Insecta; Diptera; Drosophilidae
Gene: Doa
Product: Darkener of apricot
Biological process (GO): protein phosphorylation; regulation of RNA splicing
Cellular component (GO): nucleus
Molecular function (GO): ATP binding; protein serine/threonine kinase activity
Source: RefSeq, a predicted model, not a curated record
ACGUAUGUGUUUAGUUUUCCGAUUGGUGUGCUCUUGCUCCAGCAUCUCUCCUACAACACGCUUCCCAUAUAUAGGGCAAGGUGUAGGCAUUUGGGGGCAUUGUCGGGUGCAGGCGUUAGCCAGGAAUUGGCAGGCUGCUCUGCGGCGCCCCGAUCAAUGAGCUCAUUGCUGUUUACGAUAUGCAUAUGUAUGUGUCUGGUCUGUAUGUCGAACUCGAGUGGCCCAGCCAAUGUGCCAUUCAGGUAUAGACAGCGUUUACAUAUUAUAUGUGUGUGUGUACAUAUAUAUAUAGAUAUAUGCUUGUACUUGUAUCGCAUCGGGCGCCAAUAAGCAGGGUAGAGGAAAAGUGUUUUUCCUUUUCGAUUCUGUUGUUGUGGUUGUUGUAGUUGUAGUUAGUCUUGUUGUUGGCAACUCACCGAACAAUUAAUAAGUCAAAUCGAAACUAAACGACUAAAUGCAUUUGCCAAAAUGCCAAUGAGGCAUUGACAUUGAGCGCCUUGCUUGCCCCACAACCUACCGAUCCUCCAAUCCAACACCAUAUCGACGAUCUUCAAUCUUCACAGGGCUAUCGAGCAGGUUUCUUUAUAGCAAACGCCAGCAGCGUCGCGAGUCGCGUCGAGCAAGUCGAACCCAACGCAAUUCACAUUGGGAUUGAUACACCAGUGAAAAGUUAGAUAACAGAUUCAAGAUACUCGCAGUUAUCAUAUAAAUAUAUCUAUAAAUAUAUAUACACAUAUAAAUAUCGCGUAUAUUGGCAGCCGCGAUGUCAAACGAACUAAGCGAACUGAUCGCCCUCAGCUGCGCGGAUCUCACUGCCCGACCGGAGGGCAGUGGCCAGAUCCAGUUAAUUAUCGAUUCAGAGCGUCGCCUGAGCAUUAAGCAAAUGACCGCCACGGAGCUAGCCAAUCUUCGGGCCGCAGCUGCCGCCGAGGCCGAGGCAGAGGCUCGUGCCCAAGCCGAGGCCAAGGCGCGUGCACUGGCCGAGGAGCAGGCGCGUCGGGCCGCUGAGGUAGAGGCGCAGGCGCGAGCACGAGCCGCUCUUGAAGCUGAGCAGCAGCUGCAUCGUGUGAUGGAGCGACAGCGGCUGGAAGCGGAACAACAGAGACAACAGGACGCCACACCAAGUCCAUCGCACAAGGGUGUUCUGCCGGCUGCUGAGGCGCCACGUGAUCGUCUCAUUUCACUGCCCAACAUUUUGGAUGAUGCAAUGGAAAUGCAUUUGAUGAACGCAGGCGAGGGCAAUGCCAUCUCUGGCGAUUCCUCGCCCACCAAGAGCACCUCGCACCUGGCCGACUCCAUUGAGUUGCUGCGCAUGCAGCGGGCAGCUCGAGCCGCACGCUCCCAUCAUCGCAGCCGCGAGCGCAGCACGUCGCCAGCAGAGCGAAACCACGAGAGAAGCGCUGCACCCGAACGCCUGCACAGCUCGAGCAUCAGCAGCAUGGACUCUGCCCCCGCCAGCGGCAGCGUUAGUGUCAGUCGCCGCGGCAGCAACGCCAGCGCCAUGAGCACUGAUCUAGCAGCGGAGCUGGCAGCGCCGUCCAAGUUUCCGCUGUCGAAGACGGUAUCGGCGCCCAAUAUGAAUCGUCGCCGCAGCAGCUUAUCGGCGCUCUUUCCCGGCCCAGCACCGCUGGUGGCGCCCGAACCGAUGCUACACACCAAUCCUGAGAUGCCGCCGGCAAAGGACGCACACCGUCCGGGUGGCCAGGAGGAUGGAUAUCGUGAGAUACCCAGCGGUAAAAUGGUGCAUCGCACAAAGACACCUCCGCCCGUGGGUGCCAAUUUAGGUGUGUGCCUCAAGCGGGUGACAGCCCCAAGCGGCUCGGUUACCAUCAAGCCCAAGGAUGCGCCCAUGCUGGGCGUAGUGCUGCGCAAGGUAGAAAAGAAGACGGCACCACAGAAGAGCGUGCUGGACGAUGACAAGCCCCUCUAUCACCUGUCCAUUGUGCGCAGCGAUAACAAGGAGUACAAGCCGGCGCCAAAGCCAAAGCCGAAACCUGCACCGCCGGCGGCAAAGCCAUCGCCGGGUGGCAUUCUUACCGGGCCACAAGUGGUGCGGACCGUCAAUCGUCCGGCGGUUGCCGCCAAACCGCAGCGCCCACAACCUGGAGUGCCCAUAACCAUAACGAGAAUCGAGGGCGAUAAGAUUAUUAUAAUCAAAAAGAUAAUUGUGCCGAAGAACAGUAAGAUACCGGAACAGUAUCUGCAGGUUGUUGCUUAAAUGAGUCAAGAUGCUGGCAAAACCGCCGCCGUCAAAUCAGCCCAGCCGGAGGCACAGACUGCGCUUGUUGCCGCCACUGCCGCAUGCCCCAGCGUCGCAAUGAGACCAACUGGGGACGCAUUUGUGUCGUCGUCUUCGUCGCCGUGCAUAAUGCAAAAACCAACUCCGCCGCCCGCGAGCGGCCAGCAGUUCUUUCAGGUCGUUUCGCCGCAGUUCGCGUCGGUGCUGUCGUCCAGCUUGCCGGAAACCAAAUGUGCGGUUCGCUCGCCCAUCUCUUCGCCGCUGGCGCCGCGCAAGAAUCGACCGCUGCUGCCAGCCAGUCCGAAGUCAACGCCGCCUCUGCCGCGCAAACACCAUCCAAUGGCAUACAAUGCGUCCACUGGGACCAUCACAACACCUGCGCGCCCUAUGGCCACCAUAGCCAGCAGUCCCGCCUCAAGUAUAUCGCUGUCAUCCUGCAGUUCGCCAUCAUCGUCGCCGCCACCGCCGGUGCCCUGCCGUGCGCCCAAACAAAAGCCGUGUGCAGGCGGCAAAAAUGCUGGGGAAAUCGAUUUGGACAAGCUGCUGCAACAACAGCAACAGCUGGAGGAGAAGUCGGCCGCGGCCACCAGCAGCGCUAAGCUAGAUGCCAAUUUCUAUGACGCUGAGAUCGAGAUGAUGAACAAAUAUUUGAAGAGUCUGCCCGACUACAGCGAACUGGAUCGCAAGCUGCAUCAGGAGUUCCAGGAGUGUGAAGAUCUGUACGAUCGCCUUAAGCGCCAGCAGCAACAGCAACCACUUACCAAAUCCAACUCGCAUCAAUCUGUGGCGCCUAAAACGUCGCAGGCGGCAACGCCAAGCGUUGCCAGCGGCCUCUCCAAAUCCUCCUCCAUUAAUUUCGCCAACAACUUGACCUCCAAUCGGACGCCGCGUCUUGCCUAUCCUUCGAUUUUCGCCCAGGCGAACCCGAACGAGCAGCCCAAGCUGCAGCGCAGCAUAUCCAGCUCGAACAUGCCCAUGGGCACGCCCAGCUGUGGCCCAUUACGCUCACAAGGAGCGCAAAAGAAUGGCCUGCUUACCGACUCGAAUCUGUCGCUUAACAAACAGUUGAUGAACGAUUUCUGGAGCGAGAACCUCUGCAGCUCACAGAAGCGUCAGACGCCGAAGCGCACGUUUUGGAACUAUGAGAAAAUCUGUGGUGCGCAGCUAGGCGAUGCUGGGCAGCCCUUCAAGGUGGAUGCCAAGACGGCCAAGAAGCUGGCCAUAUUUGAUCCCACGGUCGCCGAGGCGGCCCAGAAGGAGCUGCAAAAGCAGCAGCCGUCUACGGCACAGCAGCCACAUAACCAUCGCCUACAGAAGAACGCCUCGUUGUCGCACUUGGAUCUCAAGGUCAGACAGGCCGUCACCAAAGACGAUCUCUACAAGCUCAUCGUAUGCAACGAACAAUCGCCCACGUUGGCAACGGCAACUGCGACGACGACGACGACGCCUUUCACCAGCCGCGUGCCCGUCAAGCAACAGCUGCCGACGCAGCCGCUGGCAGCUGCUCAACAGCUAAACAAGAGCGUCUCCAUGACGCAUGUUUCCGGCAGUCCGGCGGCGCCUCUGCUACGCAGUUCCAGUCGCACGCACAUACCCUGCUACAUGAAGCAUCUGCCCUCGCUCAGUCGCAGCACAUCCAACUCGGCAAUAUUGCUGCCCACAACAACGACUGGCACGACGCAGCCACGCAAGGAGCCGCCUGCAGUCAAGCAACAGCCAAAUCCAACGAGUAAACCGAAUGCUGGCGUGCUCAAAAGUUCCAGCAGCUCCUGUGUGCCAUCGCCGCGGUGUGCGGCUGCGCUCUUCCGCCGACCCACAGAGCCGGCCAAACAGGCGUCGACAGCUGUUGGGGCAGCUGCACCAGCGCUGGCCACGUCCAUUGCUGAGGCCUCUAACGAAACAAGCGCCUCGCUGGAGCGCAAGUCGGAGAAGAGCAACAGCACCAUCAGCAGCAGCAGCUUCACCGUGACCAACUGCUGCACCACCCAUCUGCCGCAGCUCUCAAAGUUUACCUCAUCCUUUCACAUACCCUCAACGGUUGCAGCAGCCGCACAACAGCAACAGCAGCAGCAGCACGGCGCCAACUUGGAUCAGCCAGCAGCAACUACAGCGACAAUAGCUACGGCAACAACAGCAGCAGCAGCAGCAGCAACAGUAGCAGCAACAACAACAACAACAGGAGGAGGAACAAGCUCAUCGGCAGCCACAAAGCGUCAAAAAGACGUCGACAACAAGCUAGAAAAAUGUUUAAAUGACAUGCUAAAGCUAAAGAGCAAUAACAACAAUGCAACUAUGUCACAAUCGCUGACAGCUGAACACAAAGAAGAUGCUGCCGUCGUGAUCAAGAGCAGCAGCAGCAGCGGCAGCGGCGCCGGCAAAUUUGCCAGCGAAUCGCAGAUACCCGUGCCAGUGCAGCUGUACGAUCCGCAGAAGCCGCUAAUGCAGCAGCAACAGCAACAAAGGAUGGCCUAUCCCAUAGGCAAAUCCAACUCGACCUCUCAGUUGCCCAUGGGCUAUCAACGUCUACUGCAGCAGCAACAACAACAACAGCAGCAGCAGCAACAACAACAACAACAGCACCAGCAGCCACAGAAUUAUCCGCAGCAAAAGCGUCCGUUUUUAAAUUGGAACUCAUUCGCCUGUUCGGUGAUGAAUGGCAGCAGCGAUCCCUUCCAGCAACACCAGCAGCAGCAACAGCAGCAAUAUCAACCUCACAAGCUGGAGCAAUCCUAUUCCUCCUCGCACCUGGCCAAGCAGGCAUCAAAGCCCAGCUCCGGCUUGGCCAUGUUCAUGCACAAGAACACCAACAAGGAGAACAAAUUUGGACAGCCACUGCAUCAGCAGCAGCAGCAGCAACAGCCGCAACCAGCUGGCAUGGCUCCACAGAUGUACGGCAGCAGCUACCAGGCGCUGAUCAAUGCAAAGCCCGUUUAUCCACGCGCCGGCGCCGCGCCGCUGACCCAUUCGGCAUCCUUUAGCGCUGCACAGCGACCCAGCAUGAUGCAGCCGCAUAAUUUUGGACUCGGCAUGAUGAGUCGCAACUACUAUAAUCUGCCCAAGCAACAGCAGCAGCCGCACGAGCGUAAGCCGCUGCAGACCUUCGAUCCGUAUGCGUAUCUGAAGCCCAGUCAGAGCCAGGUGAUGCAGCCGGUCAAGUACCAGGGGCAGCCUCAGCCUCAACCACAUCCGCAUAAGCAGUUUAUCAAUGCUUCCGCUUCGAUGUCUGGCGGUGGCGGUGGCGGUGGCGGUGCGACGCUUCAAUACGAUCCGAAUACAAAUACGCAAUUGUUUUAUGGCCCGCUGCCGCCUGCAUCAGCGGGCAUGCAACCGCAGGCAGCGCAGCAACCGCAGCAACACCAUCAUCAGCAACAGCAACAACAGCAGCAACAGCAACAACAACAACAGUCACUACAAAGCAAUUCUGUCAUAUUCAGCCACUCAAAACAACAACAACAACAGCAGCAGCAGCAGCAAAUUGAAAUGUCCAAGUCCGCUCUGGGGCUGCAUUUCAUCGAGACAGCAAAGCCCGUCAUUCAAGAUGAUGCUGAUGGUCACUUAAUUUACCACAACGGAGACAUUCUCCAUCACAGAUAUAAGAUCAUGGCCACACUGGGCGAAGGCACUUUCGGACGUGUGGUCAAGGUCAAAGACAUGGAGCGUGAUUUUUGCAUGGCCCUGAAGAUCAUCAAGAAUGUUGAGAAAUAUCGUGAGGCUGCCAAGCUGGAGAUCAAUGCCUUGGAGAAGAUAGCACAGAAAGAUCCGCAUGGUGAUCACCUGUGCGUCAAAAUGAUUGACUGGUUUGAUUACCAUGGACAUAUGUGCAUAGUUUUUGAAAUGCUGGGACUGAGUGUUUUCGAUUUUUUGCGCGAGAACAACUAUGAGCCGUAUUCUCUGGACCAAGUUCGCCACAUGGCCUAUCAAUUAUGCUACUCUGUCAAGUUUCUGCAUGACAAUCGUUUAACCCACACAGAUCUCAAGCCGGAGAAUAUACUGUUUGUUGAUUCGGAUUACACGUCUCACUAUAAUCAUAAAAUUAAUCGCGAAGUGCGCCGCGUCAAGAGCACAGACGUGCGCCUAAUUGACUUUGGUUCGGCCACUUUUGAUCAUGAACACCAUAGCACAAUUGUCUCGACGCGCCAUUAUCGCGCGCCGGAGGUCAUACUGGAGCUUGGCUGGUCACAGCCCUGUGAUGUCUGGUCCAUCGGUUGCAUUCUCUUCGAGCUGUAUUUGGGCAUCACGCUAUUCCAGACGCAUGACAAUCGCGAGCAUCUGGCCAUGAUGGAGCGCAUCUUGGGACAAAUUCCAUAUCGCAUGGCACGCAAUCACACUCUUUAUAGCAAAACCAAAACAAAGUACUUCUAUCAUGGUAAGUUAGAUUGGGAUGAGAAGUCCAGUGCAGGACGUUAUGUGCGCGAUCAUUGCAAGCCCUUGUUCCUCUGUCAACUGAGCGACACCGAGGAUCACUGCGAGCUAUUCAGUUUGAUUAAAAAGAUGCUGGAGUACGAGCCCUCGUCGCGCAUCACGUUAGGUGAGGCCCUGCGACAUCCGUUCUUUGACAGGUUGCCACCGCAUCAGCGGGUUGGUGAAACGGGCAUCAGCAAGCAGCCCCUUUCGUCCGGCAGCAGCAGCCGUGAGCGCUCGCACAGUCUGUCCAGAUGAGAAUUACAGCGAUUUGGUUAUUGUUGACAGCAGCAACAACGUUAAUCAAGCACACAACUACAAAUAUGCGUACACACACACACACAUACAAUGAGAACAGUCAUCAAUCAAUGUAAUCCAACAUUAUUGAGCAGCAGAGCGCAGCGGAGAGCAGCAAACAAUAACAACUACAACUACAACUACAGUAAUAUUAAUAUAUUAAUGGCGAACCUUAAUUUAAGUUCUAAAGUCUUAUUUAGAAAUUUUGUAACUUGACUUGUAUGGAAGACAAUUUCUACACAAAUAACCCAAUCGUUAAGUAAAUAUUGAUUGUGUGCCUGCUGCACGCGCUGCUCCAUUAGAUCCUGUGCAUUGUCUCAUCCAUCAGCCAAUCGUGUUUUGUUUUGUAAUGAUAACCAAAUCGUGCAUAAUAUUGAUAAUGCGUCCUCCUCUCCCGAUACAGACGCCGCCAACCUAAAUGUAAAUGCCACAGAAAUGUGCACAGUCUUACCUUGAGAUAAAUAAUAGAUCUUCAAACACGACUGCAAUGUUUAAAGAAAAUCUAUAAAAAAGAAAAAAAAAAAAGCUACAAUUGUAAAUGUAAUACAUGUAUAAGAAAAUCGAUAAAGCGCUAGUUGAAAUGCAGCUCCAUGUGCAAGCUGUCAUUUGCCAUGGACUUGCUUAUAAUCUGUAAUUAAUUUACUAUUUUUCGAGUGCGUGAGAUGUAAGCUAAUGCAAGAGCCAUUAUACACACACACCCAUAGCUAAACCCUUAAAUCGAUAUCAUAUGUAAAGAUCAAUUAUUAUGACGCCUCCGGAGGGUCCACGACAAAGAACAAAAAGCAAACGCAGCGUUUGUUUUUAUAUAAAUUAUGUAGCAGCCAGAAUCAUUUUCUCUUAGGAUAUGUUUAAUGUCUAGAAUCGGCGCUGUUUGUUUAGUUUAUUUACGUCAACAUACACCCAAACACACCCACACCAACACAUAUACACAUAUAUUUAUAUGAAAAGAACACUGGCAAGUGGGGAAUGCGAGAAGUAUAUAGAUACAUAUACUUAAAAUACUUAAUUCAAAUGAUUGUGAGUUAGUUUAAUAUUACAUAAAUAUUAAUUAUUACAUUAUUUGCAAUUAAUUAACCCGGUCUACCAGCAUAUAAGAUCUACAAAAAAAAAAAAUAUACAAAAAUACAACUAUUAUUGUCAAGUUAUUUAAAACUGAAAUAAAUUUUAAAAAUA